AUGUUCAACAACUACCUCAAUUCCUCAACUGAACAACUCUCACGAUCAACGUUGAGCGAGUUAAUGGUACUCCAAACACCCUCAACAUCAUCCAAGCAACAAAAAGAAUCUCCGAGCAAUAGAAUAGGAUUAUUUUCAGAUAACGUUUCAUCAACUCCUCUAAAGAGUGGAGAUACAUCCAACGGCAGUUCAUCUAUUGCAAGUACCAUGUUAGCAGUAACUUCAAAAUUCAUUGAAAAAACUCCUUCUAUUGUGAAAUCGGAGGCAAGAAAUUUGAUCAAGAGGCUGGAAAAUAGUUUGGAUGAGCCUCUGGAAGCAUUAGAGCAAUUGUAUAAUUUAAGCAUGUUUUGUAAGUUUCAUGAUUUAGUUCAUCCAGAGCCAACGUAUUUGUUUUUAGUCUCACAUAGACAGAGCAUGGUACAAGAUUGUGGUAUUAUUUCAACCCUCACUCUAGUGCUUAAAACAAAGGAAAAUAGAUUCAAGGAGUUAGCCGCAAGAGCUCUUCAAUUAUAUGCUCAAGAUGGAGAGGAAUGUUGUAUUGCCAUGAAACGAUUGAAUAUGUGCAAUUCUUCACUAGAAAUUAUUACCAAAACUGACGAAUUGAAUGUAAAAAUACCUGUUGUUGGUCUCGUCUAUUGGUUAUGUCAAAAUCCCUCAUGCAAGAAGGAGUUUGUAGACUUGGGAGCAGACACUUUUUUGAGGGACAUCGCUAACAAGAACAAGGAUCCCCUUCUAUCCAAGUAUUUGAAUUAUGUACUUCAUAGUCUCUCGUUUAAAGUUAAAAGUAGAGAGGAAUUGCUGAACGAAAUUCUGUUACAGCAGCAGGAGCAGUCAUUGCUCAUGUCCAGCCUCUCAAAGGAUGACAAGAGCUUGCUCAACAACUCAUCCUCGCAAAUCACAACAGAAAAGAUCUUCACUCCCUAUGUAACACCAUCACCAAGACAUUUCUUCAAUUUGGCCCGAGCCAAUCCUGCGACAACAUCACCAACCAGGAAAAAAUUAGAAUUUUCAACACCCUCAAAAGCGAUCUCGGAUCAGAAAUCAAGCAGUUCCACAUCAUUCUCCCAGACAGAGUUGAAACCUGAACUUGUCUAUGAGGAGUCAAGCACAGAAACUGAAGAGGAAGCAUCGUUCAAAAAAUAA
Messenger RNA from Naegleria lovaniensis, 1143 nucleotides. RefSeq lists its product as uncharacterized. The record is from RefSeq and is a predicted model, not a curated record. The transcript is spliced from 2 exons. NCBI's taxonomy places the organism in Eukaryota, Heterolobosea, Eutetramitea, Acrasida, Naegleriidae. The coding region runs from base 1 to 1143 and encodes 380 amino acids.